Molecule: messenger RNA, 1186 nt
Organism: Scylla paramamosain (green mud crab)
Lineage: Eukaryota; Metazoa; Arthropoda; Malacostraca; Decapoda; Portunidae
Exons: 5
Coding region: 152-1186 (344 amino acids)
Source: RefSeq, a predicted model, not a curated record
GGAGUGGCCAAUCUCUGGGAGGGAGUGGGACAGCACCUCUUGCCCCUACCCCUGAAAUGACCUUGACUGGACAUGUGGAUGGGUCAAUAAAAUUCUGGGAUGCCUCUUCUGUGGGACUCCAGAUUCUUUACAAUUUGAAGACUGCAAACGUAUGGCCUAUUCCAGUUCACUUGAGUCCAUCCCAGCCUCCCCAACUGCAUCCCAGCCACCCCAGUACAUCCCAGCCUCUCCCAGUGCAUCCCAGUUCAUCCCCAGUUCAUCCCCAGCCUCUCCCAGUGCAUCUCAGCCACUCUUGGUGCAUCCCAGCCUCUCCCAGUGCAUUUCAGCCUCUCCCAAUCCAUCCCAGCCUCCCUCAGAGCAUCCCAGCCUCCCUCAGUGCAUCCCAGCCUCCUUCAGUGCAUCCCAGCCUCUUCCAGUCCAUCCCAACCUCUCCCAGUGCAUCUCAACCACUCUUGGUGCAGCCCAGCCUCUCCCAGUCCAUCCCAGCUUCUCCCAGUGCAUCUCAGCCACUCUUGGUGCAUCCCAGCUUCUCCCCAGUGCAUCUCAGCCUCUCCCAAUCCCAUCCCAGCCUCCCUCAGAGCAUCCCAGCCUCCCUCAUGCCACCUGUCUCUCCCAGUGCAUCCCAUCCUCUCCCAGUGCAUCCCAGCCUUUCUCAGUCCAUCCUAACCUCUCCCAGUGCAUCACAGCCUCUCCCCACUGUAUCCCAGCCUCCCCCAGUGCAUCCCAGUCUCUCCCAGUGCAUCCCAGUCUCUCCCAAUGUAUCCCAGCUUCUCCCAGUCCAUCCCAGCCUCUCCCAGUGCAUUCCAGCUUCCUCCAGUGCAUCCCAGCCUCUCCCAGUGCAUCGCAGCCUCUGCCAGUGGAUCCCAGGCUCUCCCAGUGCAUCUCAGCCUCUCCCAGUACAUCCCAAUCUCUCCCAGUACAUCCCAGCCUCCUCAUAGUGCAUCCCAGCCUCUCCCAGUACAUCCCAGCCUCUCCCAUUGCAUCCCAGCCUCCCCCAGUUGCCUCGAGGUGCCAGUCAUUUAUGAAGUGUAUGAAAGCAGAAACGGGUCUCCAGAAUAUGAUUUUUGCCCAAGAUCUUCCCUUCAGUCGAGCCACAGCCAAUAGUCUGGAGACCCUCACCUUUGUACUAUUCCUGAUAGACUUUGCUGCUGCUGCUGCUGCUGCCUACGUAUGGGUCAAAGGUUAG